This is a messenger RNA of Saprolegnia diclina VS20, 3723 nucleotides long. RefSeq lists its product as hypothetical. The transcript has 37 exons. Gene Ontology annotation, molecular function: protein binding. Bases 50 to 3607 code for a protein of 1185 amino acids. Lineage: Eukaryota; Oomycota; Saprolegniomycetes; Saprolegniales; Saprolegniaceae. The record is from RefSeq and is a predicted model, not a curated record.
CCCGUGCCCUUUCGACCCCGGACGGUUUUCUCAGUUGGUCGCGGCAAGCAUGGUAGCAACGCUCCACGAGCAACUCUAUCACGCUGCGCGGUCGGGCGACCACAGCGCCGUGUCGGUCGCCCUCAAGCGCGGCGCCAACGCCAACACCGAGACCGAGGGCUGGACACCACUGCUGCGCGCCGCCCAGAAUGGCCACAGUCUCGUCGUACACUUCCUCUUGCGGUCGAUGCCCGACGUCAACAAGCCCACAAGCGACGGGGCCACACCGCUGUACAUGGCGAGCCAGAAUGGCCACGACAGCGUUGUUGCGUUGCUCAUCCAGGCGAAUGCCGCAGUCGACCAGAGCAAGAAGGACGGCGCCACGCCUCUCUACGUUGCUGCCCAGAACGGCUUCGAUGCCAUCGUCGAGCUCCUCUUGCAGUCGGAAGCCAACGCCAACGCCCGAAAGCUCUCGGGGUCGACGCCGCUAUACGUGGCAGCCCAAAACGGUCGCGAAGGCAUCUUGAAGCAACUGCUGCAAGCGGGGGCCGACGUGAACCUUGGCAACAACGAAAACGCAACGCCACUGUACGUGGCAGCAGCCAAGGGCCACGCGACAGUAGUCGCCAUGCUCGUGCAAGCUGGGGCCGAUCUCACCAAGAAAAAACAAGCGGGAACAACGCCCCUGAUUGCAGCGGCCUUCAACGGCCACAGCGACAUUGUAGCCUUGCUCAUGGAAGCGAGCUCGGACGACGGACCAGCGGACGACUGGUCACCGGUCUGGGCCGCUGCGUUCAGUGGCCAUUCAAAUGUGCUGCAGCGCCUCAUCCUCGCCAAGGCCGAUUUGAACAAGUGCGACAAGGACGGCUGGACGCCACUGUGCGUGGCAGCACUCAAUGGGCACGCCAACGCCGUCCGGGUCCUCUUGGACGCGGGGGCCGACAUUGACCGCGCCACCAACUUUGGCGCCACGCCGCUGUACAUUGCGGCGCAGAAUGGGCACGAGCACGUGGUCAAGGUGUUCAUCGAGGCCCGCUCGCACAUCAACCAAAGUCAGCGCUCGGGCGCGACACCUCUCUACGUGGCUGCCCAAAACGGCCACGCCAACGUCGUCGCCCAGCUUAUUGCUGCGAACGCGGAUGUCAACAAAGGCGCCGAGCUGGGCGCAACGCCGUUGUACAUUGCAGCACAGCACGGUCACAACCCAGUCGUGGCGCUCCUUCUCAACGCAAAAGCCGUUGUCGAUCAAGCCACUCACACGGGUGCGACCGCGCUGUACGUGGCUGCGCAGAAUGGCAACGCGACGCUGGCCAAGCUCCUCGUGCAAGCCAAGACCGACGUCAACAAGACGUUCAAACAAGGCGUGUCUCCGUUGUGGGUUGCUGCCUCUAAAGGGCACGUUUCAGUCGUCGCUGUGCUCGUCCAAGCGCAUGCCAACCUCGAUCUUUGCAACGCCGACGGGCGAUCGCCGCUCUGGAUCGCUGCCUUCAAGGGAUUUGCUCCAGUCGUGGCACUUCUCAUACAGUCCGGCGCUCAAAUCAACCUCGCCGACACCUCGGUUGGUGCGACGCCGCUAUAUGUCGCGGCGCACAAGGGCCAUGAUGCUGUCAUCUCGGUGCUGCUGCAAGGCGGUGCUGCAGUCAACCAAGCCGCUUCGGAUGGCUGCACGCCCCUGUCGACGGCAGCUUUCAACGGACUUGUCUCGGCGGUGGCACUCUUGAUCGCAGCGCAAGCCGAUGUGGACCUGGCCAAACAUGAUGGCACGACACCGACGUACGUGGCAGCGCAGAACGGCCACACCGCCGUCGUCGAAGCCCUUCUCGGCGCCAAGGCCAAGGCCAACACCUGCCAUAAAGAUGGACGUACGCCUCUGUGGAUGGCUGUUUGCAACGGUCACGAAGACGUGGUCCGCCACCUUGUGCUGGCCGCUGUCGACGUCGACAAAAGCCACAAGGACGGGCGCACCCCGUUGUGGAUGGCAGCGUUCACGGGCCACACAGUCUUGGCGCAGCUUCUUUUGGAAGCGGGCGCCGAUCCCAACAAGAGCCACCGCGACGGCCGCUCCCCGCUCUGGAUGGCGUCCUUCAACGGCUUUGGCAAUGUUGUCGACGCUAUCGUGCUCGCCAAAGCAGACAUCAACAAGCCGCACAAGGUGGGCGCGACGCCGCUGUACGUGGCGGCCAACCAGGGCCACGCCAACAUUGUCCAAGCCUUGCUCGCCGCUCACGCGGAUCCAGAUCUAAGUCACAAGGACGGACGCACGCCGCUGUGGAUGGCGGCCCUCAACGGCCAUUACGACGUCGUCGACAAGCUCCUGGAAGCACACGCCGAUGCAAACAAAUGCCACAAGGACGGGCGCACGCCACUGUGGGUUGCAGCCUAUGGCGGGCACGGAAGUGUCGCGGCCUUGCUGCUUCGCGCGGGCGCCGAUAGCACCAAAUGCGACGAGGCGGUGGGCGCGACGCCGCUGCACGUAGCGGCCCAGCGAGGCCACCCGGCGGUCGUCGAGCGUCUCAUCGAGGCUCACGUGGACCUUAACUGCUACAAUGACGAAGGCGCAAGCCCGCUGCUUGUAGCCGCUCAAAGCGGUCAAACUGCCGUUGUGCAGCGAUUGCUUUUCGCCCAAGCCGACUGCAACCAAACCGACACCAUUGGCCGCACGCCCUUAUACGCCGCGUCUCGCAACGGAUCGAACGACAUCGUCGCUGCCCUCUUGCGCGCUGGCGCAGACGUCGCUUUGGCGAAAGAGUCGGGUGCCUCCCCUCUGUACGCUGCGUGCAAGUACGGCCAGCUCGGCGUUGCAAAGCUGCUGUGGAAAUCGAAUGCCAAUAUCGACCAAAGCCGCGAAGACGGGCAGACACCGCUGUUUGUUGCCUCGCAGUACGGCCACGACGCCGUCGUCACCUGGCUACUGCAAUCGAACGCCGAUGUCAACCAGCCCAAAGAUGACGGAAUCCAUCCGCUCUAUAUCGCAGCGCAAAACGGCCACGACCUUGUUGUUGCCCAGCUCUUGGCCGGAAACGCAGCCUUGAACCAAACCGACGCGGCGGGCCGAACCCCCUUGUACGUUGCCGCCCAGAAUGGUCACAAGACUGUGGUCUCCCUCCUUCUCGACGCUGGCGCCAAUGUUGCCCAGAGCAAAAAGUCGGGCACGGGACCUCUCUUCAUUGCCGCAAAGACCGGACAAGUCGAUGUCGUACGCCUGCUUUUGGACGCAGGUGCCGACUGCAACCAGUGUCGUAACGAUGGACAAUCACCGCUGAUGGUUGCAGUCGAAGCGGAUCACCGAGAAAUUGUCGAUACCUUGCUGCUUGCAAAAGCCGAUGUGGACCAAAGCACUGAUGAUGGCUCGACAGCACUACAUAUUGCGGCGGCGGCGGGGCUAGAGGCUAUCGUAUUGAAGCUUCUGCAGUGCCACCCUGAUGCGGAUCAGUGCAAUUAUGCCGGACAGACGUCCGUGUGGGUGGCUGCAGCCAAUGGCCACGUGAACGUACUCUCGCGGCUCCUUGAAGCUGGCGCAGACCCAUCGUGCCCCGACAACUGCGGUGUCACGCCGCUGAGUAUUGCCACUAAGAACGGGUACGGCGAUGCGACGACAAUACUUGUCGAAGCGUGUCGCCGACAAUAAUGACGCGCUCCCAACAAACAUGAUGUAUCAACACGUGAAGCCUAUCUUUGAUCUACGCCUUAUUUAGUUGUGCGCGCGUUUUGCUCCUUGAGGUCAAUGUCCAGCCUAAGCUGAGU